AUGGAUAUUUGGGAGAAUUUAUCCAAGGCGGAGUUGCUGAAACAACAAAAAGAAGAGACCCUUCAAAAUUUCAUGGGUUUCGUGAAUUCCGAAUGGAAGGAUUUUGAAGAUCAGUUAAUAUCUUCAAAGGCCUGCUUGACUGAAUGGUUCAGUGAAGAGGGACUGAAGUCGGAUGAAGAAUCGAUCCGGGCAAAAUGGGUUGAUAAAGGGUACAAGAUUUUGAAUGGGGUAGCGGAGAAGAUAGAGAUUGAGAGGGGUCUGUUUGAAAAAAUUCAAGACUCUGUAGAUGAAAAGAUGAAGUAUUUAGUUUUUCAAGAAGAGCAAAUCAAGGGUUUGUGCGAAAGAGACAAAAGGGAAUUCAGAUCUCUGGUGAAAUGUUUGGAGGAGAGGGAAAUUCAAGUAGAAUCGAAGGAGAGUCUUCUCCAGGAAAGGGAAAAUGAGCUGAUUGAAAAGGUUCAAGAUGUGGAGAGAAGGGAAAAGGAACUUAGUUCCAGAGAGGAAAUGGGAAAUGAGCUCUGUUUAGAGAAAGAUGUUUUGCGCAGAUGGAAAGAUGAGCUUCGAUUGAAUAAGGAAAAGCUGGGAAGAACAAAGAAUGAGCUUGAUUGCAAGAUGAUAAUGUUGAACAAAAGGGAAGCUGCUCUUGAUUCCAGAGGAAGAACUUUGGAAAGAAAGGAAUAUGAGUUAGCUUCCCAGGGGGAACUUCUGAAGACAUGGAAAGCUAGGCUGCAAUCAGCAAUGGCAGAGAUUGCGAGAAAGAAAGAUGAGCUUUCACAAAGAGAGAAAUGA
This is a messenger RNA of Oldenlandia corymbosa var. corymbosa, 786 nucleotides long. The record is from the annotation of a GenBank genome assembly. Lineage: Eukaryota; Viridiplantae; Streptophyta; Magnoliopsida; Gentianales; Rubiaceae.